Podarcis raffonei (Aeolian wall lizard) is the source of this 1745-nucleotide messenger RNA. It is a transcript of the gene SKP2, whose product is annotated as S-phase kinase associated protein 2. The coding region runs from base 185 to 1435 and encodes 416 amino acids. The record is from RefSeq and is a predicted model, not a curated record. The transcript is spliced from 10 exons. NCBI's taxonomy places the organism in Eukaryota, Metazoa, Chordata, Lepidosauria, Squamata, Lacertidae. Gene Ontology annotation, molecular function: protein binding.
GGGAGAACGUUGGCCCGGGCGGGUUGAGCGCGCGAGCUUCUGUUGCUGAGAUUUCCGGAGCUGCGGGGACCUGGGUUUUGCUGCGAUCGGUGUUGCAACCGGCACUGCAGGGCAAGGCGCGGGAGCCAGGAAAGUGGAGGGAUCGGGGAUCCCAGCUCUCGGUGCAUCAUCGCUUCCGAGCGCCAUGCACAGGAGACAUCUCCAGGAAAUUCCAGAUUCAGGCAGCAACGUCAGCGCUGGUUUCACAUGGGGAUGGGAUCCCAGCAAGACUUCGGAGCUGCUCUCGGGCAUGGGAGUGUCUGUUCUUAAGGAUAAGCUAGGCAACGAGAACACCCCCCAGGAACUGCUCAUGUGCAUGGGACCACCCGCAAAACGGCAGAAAGUGAAGGAAAAGGAAUUUACUAUUGCCCGCAGACCUAGGCUGCUUCGAGAGGCAGGAGCAGGAGUCUCUUGGGAUUCAUUGCCUGAUGAACUGCUUCUGGGAAUUUUCUCCUAUCUGUCCUUGACUGAUCUGCUGAAAGUUCCACAGGUUUGCCGGAGGUGGCAUCGCCUUUCGAUUGACGAGUCACUCUGGCAGACUCUUGACCUCGCAGGAAAGAAUCUGCGGCCAGGUGUGAUUGGCCAUCUGCUGCCAUUGGGUAUAACUGCCUUCCGUUGUCCAAGGUCCUGUGUUGGCAACCCUUUGUUCAAAACAAGCAGACCUCUUCGGGUACAGCAUCUAGACCUGUCGAAUUGUACAAUAAAAGUUGGAGAUCUCCAAAGUAUUCUGUGCAGGUGCCAGGAGCUACAGAACCUCAGCUUGGAAGGCCUUGAGCUUUCUGAUGAUAUAAUUAAAAAUAUAGCACACAACCCCUGUUUGGUGCGACUAAACCUGUCUGGAUGCUCUGGGUUCUCUGCAGAAGCCUUGGAGACAAUGCUGGACAGUUGCCCCAGGUUGGAAGAGCUGAACUUGGCCUGGUGUGACUUCACAGUUGAUCACGUGAAAGCAGCAGUCAGCCACAUUUCUCCAACGGUAACACAGCUGAACCUCAGUGGAUACAGACAGAAUCUAUUAAUGCCAGAUAUCAAAACAUUAACUGAGAGGUGUUCCAGUCUAGUCCAUUUAGAUUUAAGUGACAGUGUUAUGUUGAAGCCCGAUUGCUUCCAGUAUUUCCACCAUCUGGCGUCUCUUGAACACCUGGGUCUUAGUCGAUGCUAUCAGAUACCUCCUGCAGCCCUACUUGAACUUGGUGACAUAGCCACACUCAAAACACUCCAGGUUUUUGGAAUAGUGACUGCCAGCUCCCUUCAACUCUUGAAGGCAACACUUCCUCGCCUAAAGAUCAACGUCUCCCAUUUUACACCUAUUGCAAGGCCCACUGUUGGCUGUAAAAGGAACGAACAGAUUUGGGGAAUCCAAUGCAGACUGAGCUUGAAAAGUCCAGCUGGUUUUUAAAAUGGCUUGAAAGACAUUUUUAGCUACUACCAAGAGCUGUGAUGCAUCCUUGAAGGACGGUCGAGUUCAUAGGUUGUGUUUUAAUCUUGUUUUAUUUUGUGACACGCGCUGCAGUCCACAACUUUCUAAAUGGACUUAAAUCAGUUUGUGUGCAAGCGCUGUCAAUCAUACUUCUGCUGAACUGUAUUAAAAACCUGCUAAUUAUGUACAAAUAGUUGACAUUAAGCAACAUGAACCCCAUGCUUUUCGAAACACUAUUGAAAAACGAGCUAAGUGUGAUUUUUAAAUAUUAAAACGCUCAAAAAUUUUA